Molecule: messenger RNA, 1057 nt
Organism: Hermetia illucens (black soldier fly)
Lineage: Eukaryota; Metazoa; Arthropoda; Insecta; Diptera; Stratiomyidae
Gene: png
Product: serine/threonine-protein kinase nekl-2
Exons: 6
Coding region: 109-933 (274 amino acids)
Biological process (GO): protein phosphorylation
Molecular function (GO): ATP binding; protein kinase activity
Source: RefSeq, a predicted model, not a curated record
UACGAUGUGGUGCAGCCCAGCUGGGAAUGAUGGUGUAACGGUUGUGCAACAAAAUGAUAUUUUGUAAUUAGAGUUAUUGUGUUUAAAGUGAUUUAUGUUUAAUGUAAAAUGGCUGGCGAAUAUAAAUAUAUAAAAGCACUGGGACAGGGAGGAUUUGGCCAAGCCUACCUCUACCAGGAUAAAAACAAUCAACAAGUGUGUAUCAAGAAAAUAGCUAAAACUGCUGCAAUUUAUGAUGCGGUCAAAAGCGAAGUUUACAUUCUCUCACAGCUGAAACAUCCACGAAUCAUAAAAUUUAUUGAGGUUUUCAUAUCAAACUCUUCAAUUCACAUCGUGAUGGAGUACGCCUCCCAAGGAUCACUAGGCGAUUAUUUACGACGGCGCACUAGUCCUUUGACAACAACGAAUGUAUUGAAUAUUUUCAUGGAUAUCCUGAUGGGGCUGGAAUAUUUGCAUAUUAAGCAUGUUAUACAUCGCGAUCUGAAACCAGCGAAUUUGUUGAUGAGUACCCACAAUCGAAUCAAAAUAUGUGAUUUUGGAAUUUCAGCUGUCGCUAGGAAAUUACCCAACAGCAAAUCACCAGUUGGAACUGUUCACUACAUUGCACCCGAGAUAUUGUUCGGUAACAGUUAUGACUAUCAAGCAGAUAUUUGGUCCUUAGGAUGCAUCUUGCAUGAGCUUUGCACUAUGAAAACGCCUUUCUGGCAUACACGAGAUGUAUCAACUAUAACUCAUAUAAUACUUAAGUCUCCUGUGCCGUUCUGGAAUUGCCAAAAUAUUACAGGAUCAUACGAACUUAGACAACUUUGUGAACGUAUCUUAACUUUCGACCCAAAAAAGAGGAUAACUUUGCCACAAAUUAUUCGCAGCCCAGUUAUAUUGCCGCAUUAUUAUAAGUUGUAUUUCGACUACUAUCAUGAGAAUUCUUUGUAAGAAUAAUUUUAAGUCCUUGUGCUUGUUUUUACUAUUUUAAAGUUUGAUUAUUUCAUGUUGUUUGUUAAUGUGCAUGUUUUUUUAUCCAUUUAAUGAUUUUUGACUUAUACCUAUUGACUUUUAA